AAUAAAUGGACAAAAGAAAUGAUCAAUCCACGGAUCAUGGAAAACAAAAAAUUCCAAAUUUGUUAUUACUGGUUGCUUUACAUUAUGACAGGCGGUCCGUUACACCAGGUACUCCGCGAUGGUAAAAGGCAGGCAAAGCAUAUUUACUCGCUUUUAUUCCCAAAAUAAAAAUCUUUUUUUCUCUCUCUCUUCACUGCAUUUUUCUCUACUCUCCCUCUCUCUCUCUCUCAAUGCAGACGUCUCCCUUAGUCUCCCCCUUCUCCACUUUGCGACCUGUAAUCACACCUCUCUGCCAUUUCCCUUGCCUUCAAACCCUAAAAUCUCAACAAUCUCAUUCCAAUGGCUUCUUCUUAAACAAUUGUUUCUGUAGCACCCAAAAAUGUCCUCACGCUGUUAAAUUUAGCAUAUAUGCAGAGGCCACACCAUGCCAUAUCAGUAAUCAUCAGAUUUGUCACCGGUUUCAUGGCGAUGCUGGCCUUCGGAAGUGUACAGAUGUUUCCACUUUGGGUAAUCUCUGUGUUGAUAUCGUUCUCAACGUGCCAAGCUUGCCUCCUGCCUCUGUUGAGGAGAAGAGAGAAUACAUGGGCAGGCUUUCUGCUUCGAAGCCGGAUAUGAAAUACUGGGAAGCUGGUGGUAACUGCAACUUGGCAAUAGCUGCAGCUCGGCUUGGGCUCUGUUGUGUCACUCUUGGUCAUGUUGGUCAUGAAAUUUAUGGAAGGUUCCUACUGGAUGUGUUAGGAGAUGAGGGUAUUACCAUGGUAGGAAUGGAUGGAGAUACCGAACUUGGUGCAGAAAACAGUUCCUUCUAUGAAACACUUAUAUGCUGGGUUUUGGUGGACCCUUUGCAAAGGCAUGGAUUUUGCAGCCGAUCUGAUUUUAGCAAGGAUCCAGCAUUCAAUUGGAUGAUAAAACUAUCAAGGAACGUGGAAUUGGCAAUCAGACAAUCAAAGAUAUUAUUCUGCAAUGGUUAUAUCUUUGAUGAACUUUCUCCUGAUCUUAUUGUCUCUGCAAUAAAUUUUGCAAGCGAUGUGGGUACGUCAAUAUUUUUUGAUCCUGGGCCACGAGCAAAGUCUCUUUCUAAGGGUCUACCUAUUGAACAAAGAGCUCUUAACAAGUUUCUGGGGAUGAGUGAUGUUCUUCUUUUGACUGCUGAUGAGGCUGAAUCAUUAACUGGUGUGGCCAACCCAGUUAUGGCUGGUCAAGAGCUAAUCAGGAGAGGACUGCACACCAAAUGGGUCAUAAUAAAACUUGGUUCAAUGGGUUCCAUUUUGAUAACAAAAUCACAUAUAUUUUGUGCACCAGCUUUCAAGGUUGAUGUGGUUGACACUGUGGGAUGCGGUGAUAGCUUUUCAGCAGCCAUAAUCUAUGGAUUCUUAAAUAAUAUACCAGAGAUCCACACACUACUACUUGCAAAUGCAGUAGGUGGUGCAACUGCAACAGGCUGUGGAGCAGGUCGGCAUGUUGCCACAUUAGAUAAAGUGUUAGAGCUUUUGCGCGCCUCAAAUCUAUAUGAGGAGGAGAGAUUAUGGAGUGAGUUAAAUGAUGGAGAUGUUGAUGGUAUGGAGGUAACAGUGCUUCAAAAAACAGCAAUUAAUGGCUCAAGGGAUCAUUUAAAUCGUAUCUCUGUGAAAAAGGUUGUCGCAGACCUCUUGCCUCGGCUUGAGAAUAUGAAGGAAAGAACAAUAGCGCCGUUAAGUUGAGAAGAAAUGAGUCUAAGGAGCUGUAAGGGCCUUUGAGAUGACGAAAGUCGUUCAAAAGGGUGGUUUGGGGUUUUUCUCUCCCAUAGUGCUGGAGCCAGGUUUUGAUUCAUAAUAAAUGCUAGUGGUAGCUUCUCCUAUGCUCCAGCCAUGAUUCUUUUGUCACUGAUGCACUGAACCCGCCAUCACGAUUGAUAGUUCCUGAUGCAUAGAGUAUGUGGGGCAUUGUGGAGUGCUAUCAACCUUGAGAGAUUUUGCUUAUUGGUUUCAAGUACAUUUAUGUAUUUGGCUAAAUUGGGAUUCCUGCUUGGGCUUGUUUAAGGUGUUAACAAUAGCAGCAUUAUGUCCCAAGUUUGAAUCCUGCCUGCUGAAGUGCCAAAAAAUAAUAUAUUUGAGUAAAUUGGUUCUUCUUAUGCUUCUUGUGUGUUA
Amborella trichopoda is the source of this 2126-nucleotide messenger RNA. Its product is annotated as pfkB-like carbohydrate kinase family protein. The record is from RefSeq and is a predicted model, not a curated record. Lineage: Eukaryota; Viridiplantae; Streptophyta; Magnoliopsida; Amborellales; Amborellaceae.